Molecule: messenger RNA, 1492 nt
Organism: Anthonomus grandis grandis
Lineage: Eukaryota; Metazoa; Arthropoda; Insecta; Coleoptera; Curculionidae
Gene: Cdc10
Product: cyclin-dependent kinase 10
Exons: 9
Coding region: 134-1342 (402 amino acids)
Biological process (GO): protein phosphorylation; regulation of mitotic cell cycle
Cellular component (GO): nucleus
Molecular function (GO): ATP binding; cyclin-dependent protein serine/threonine kinase activity
Source: RefSeq, a predicted model, not a curated record
CAGUUAUUUUUGUUUGUUUGACUCCGGCUGUUUGAACUUGUGGUUUUCAUGUAAUCAAGUAAUUUUUAUAUUGUCUAAUUCUGAUUGUUCCUCAGAUACAGUUUUCGGCGAAAAACAAGAACGGUUCCUUACCAUGAGUGUGGAUAUUUUAAGACAAACGAAACCAUCUGAAUCUAAACCAAAAGAAAUUGAAAAUGGUGCUGAACCUUCUGCUCCCAUUACCAAAAAGGGGAUAUUAACCUCCUUCCUGAAUGGCAAAGCGAUGAAUAUACCUGAUAAUGAUGUUCUUGGUAGAUGCCGAUUUGUGUCAGAGUUUGAAAAGCUUAACAGAAUUGGAGAAGGAACCUAUGGAAUUGUGUAUAGAGCAAAAGACACAAUUUCCGGUCAGAUUGUAGCCCUUAAGAAAGUUCGCAUGGACCAAGAGAGGGAUGGAAUUCCUAUAAGCAGUCUUAGAGAAAUUCAAGUCUUGCUCAACUGCAAGCAUGAAAACAUUGUCCACUUAAAGGAAGUAGUUGUUGGAAAAAGUCUUGAAAGCAUAUUCUUGGCCAUGGAAUAUUGUGAACAAGACUUAGCCUCAUUGUUGGACAACAUGCAAGCCCCUUUUACAGAAUCCCAAGUUAAAUGUAUUAUGCUUCAAGUUCUUAGGGGCUUAAGGUAUUUACACCAUAAUUUUGUUGUUCACAGGGAUCUCAAAGUUUCCAAUUUGCUUAUGACUGAUAAGGGGUGUGUAAAAAUUGCUGAUUUUGGUUUGGCAAGAUGGUUUGGUGCACCAUUAAAACCCAUGACCCCACAUGUUGUAACUCUCUGGUAUAGGUCACCAGAAUUAUUAUUACAAGCCCCUACACAAACUACCAGUGUUGAUAUGUGGGCCGCAGGAUGCAUUUUAGGUGAAUUAUUGGGGCACAAACCUUUGCUACCUGGCAGAUCUGAAAUUCAACAGUUGGAAUUAAUUGUAGAUCUACUAGGUACACCUUCAGAUGCCAUUUGGCCUGGAUUCAGUCAACUUCCAGCUUUACAAAACUACUCAUUAAAACAACAACCUUACAACAAUCUUAAACAGAAAUUCCCGUGGUUGUCUGCUGCUGGCCUAAGGCUUCUUAACUUCUUGUUUAUGUACGACCCAAAGAAGAGAGCCACCGCAGAGGAAUGCUUGCAAAGCAGUUACUUCAAAGAACCUCCUCUACCUUGUGACCCUAAGUUAAUGCCUACGUUUCCACAACAUAGAAAUAUCAAAGGAUCAAAGACGGUUUUGGAUAAUACAGGAAUGCAGGACCAAACCAAUAAUCUCCCUGCAAUUUCGGAUCUUCUGGGAUCGAUUGUUAAGAAACGAAGGGUAGAAUAGAUAAGGCUGUAGUAAGUGAAGUGUGAAUGCGUUUUUUGUGGAAGUGAAUAUUUUAUAUAGUGUUGGUUCAUAAAAGUAUUGCUAAAAAAUAUUAGAAGUUAUGUUAUUCACAUUGUGUGUACAAUAAAGCAGACCUAUCAAUUAAUAAGA